AUGGUUAUGUUUUAAAUAGAAUCUUCAUAAGUAGUUAUUUAUGCAAAUAACCUGAAGAACCCUAAAAGGCGCCAAAUAAAAAAAUGGUACUUUUCAAAAGAGGCGCGGAAAAUAGGUUUUUAGGUAUUCAGUGAUAUGAGCAAUUUCGCACUCACCACAACACUGGGCAGAUCUAGGGAAGGGAGGGUGUUUAGCUGAAUUCCUCGACGAAAAAUUAUAUUGCGAAGGACUUUAAAAGUGGAGGAAACUUUGUUUUCCAGCAGAAGCUUUGUACCAAAGACAAUUUUGACUUUUCCUAGAAAAUUUGGAACUUGGGCAGCUUUGUUUUCAUUGAAGUCUAGCUUGGAUUUGAAGUUACGUUUUAAGCCUUCAAGACUUAUUCAUAUGGAGAAUAAAGAGAGCAUCAGCUCCAGAGGUGCUUUAAUUGUGUUAGAAGGGCUGGAUCGUUGUGGGAAGACAUCGCAAUCUGGCAGACUGUACAAGUAUUUGGAUGAGCAGGGACAUUCAGUUGAGUCGUGGAGAUUUCCUGACAGAAAUACAGGCGUUGGGCAAAUGAUUUCUUCUUAUCUUGCUAACAAAUCACAGUUGGAUGACCAUGCAAUCCAUCUUCUCUUCAGUGCAAAUCGUUGGGAGAAGAGAUCAUUAAUGGAGGAGAAGCUGAAGAGUGGAACUACUCUCAUCGUUGACCGCUAUUCUUAUUCUGGGGUGGCAUUUUCCUCUUCCAAGGGACUUGAUAUUGAAUGGUGUAAGGCUCCAGAAAUAGGGUUGUUAGCUCCAGAUCUGGUUGUAUAUCUCGACAUAUCACCAGAGAAAGCUGCUGAAAGAGGAGGUUAUGGAGAUGAAAGAUAUGAGCAGCUUGAGUUUCAGAAAAAGGUGGCUGGAUCUUAUUUGUCUCUUCGUGAUUCCUCGUGGAAGGUUAUUGAUGCAACCCUUUCGAUUGAAGAUGUAGAGAAGAAGCUCAGAGAAGUUGUACUUGACUGUAUGAUGACGUGCCACAAAGGGAAACCAUUGUCUCAGUUAUGGCCAUGUUAGGUCUAGUGAAUGUCUGCAUGAAUGAUAUGUAUACCUUCUUUAUUACACUGUAUUAUUUUGAUGUAUUUUGCUAUAUUUAAUCUUAUAAACGAUAUCCUUGGAAGUG
Solanum tuberosum (potato) is the source of this 1138-nucleotide messenger RNA. Its product is annotated as thymidylate kinase. The transcript has 7 exons. Lineage: Eukaryota; Viridiplantae; Streptophyta; Magnoliopsida; Solanales; Solanaceae. Bases 385 to 1032 code for a protein of 215 amino acids. Gene Ontology annotation, molecular function: dTMP kinase activity; nucleoside diphosphate kinase activity; ATP binding. Gene Ontology annotation, biological process: dTDP biosynthetic process; dUDP biosynthetic process; dTTP biosynthetic process. The record is from RefSeq and is a predicted model, not a curated record. Gene Ontology annotation, cellular component: nucleus; cytosol; mitochondrion.